Musa acuminata AAA Group (dessert banana) is the source of this 4057-nucleotide messenger RNA. Its product is annotated as guanylate kinase 2, chloroplastic/mitochondrial-like. Gene Ontology annotation, molecular function: GMP kinase activity. Lineage: Eukaryota; Viridiplantae; Streptophyta; Magnoliopsida; Zingiberales; Musaceae. The record is from RefSeq and is a predicted model, not a curated record. Gene Ontology annotation, biological process: purine nucleotide metabolic process. Bases 3015 to 3749 code for a protein of 244 amino acids. The transcript has 7 exons. Gene Ontology annotation, cellular component: cytosol.
AACUCCCCAUGUCACCGUGGUUCUUCGCUUGCAACCGGCGAUUCGGCGUCCUCCGAGGGGUGGGCUUUGGCUCCGCUGCCAGGACCGACGAUGGUCGGCGGCCGCUUGUCGCGCCUCUUCCUCCCCCUACCUCCGACAAGGAUGAAGCCAGCAGCCCACGUUGUUCCUUCUCAACCGAGAAGGAACCUUUGCUUCCCUUCUUCCCCGCCACCACUACAAGGCAACUCUUUCUUCACCGUUGUCGCUGUUUCCCCGGCCAGCGACCUUCGACCACCGCUCGACCUCCUCGCUGCCCCCAUCUCGUUCAAAAAAUAAAAAAGAAAGAAAAAAAAGAAAAGAAAAGAAGAAACACGAGAGGAAGAAGAAGUCGCAGCCACCCCUGCUUCCGGCCAGCCCACCCGCCGCUGCUGCUCUCCGGCCAGCGCCCACCAUCGCCCCGCUUCCCGGCCGGCGACCACCGCCGCCGCUGUUCCCCGGCCAGGAGACGACGCUGCCAGCGUCCAUCCCAGCCCUACUGCCGCCGCCCGCCUCCCCUUGCGUCGCAGCGCAGCCGCUCGACCUCUCCUCCUCGGCGAUCGUUGGUGACGCUGCUCCCAGCCGCGUCACCACCGCUGCCUCUCCACCGCCGCCCGCCUCCCCUUGGGUCGCAGCCGCAGCGGCCGAUUGUCGCCCUCCUCGCGGUGACCGAAACAGGGCAACACACGGAUUGCCCUUGUUCCCAGCCGCGUCACCACCACUUUUCCCAGCCGCAUCGCCGCCGCUCGAUCACAUGGCCAGCGACCUCUUCUCCUCGCGUCCCCAUCUCGCUCGAGCGAGAAGGACCGCCGGCACCGCAGCCGCAGCCGCCGGUUGCCGCAGCCCCUCCUUGCAGCGGUUGCAGAAACAGAGCUUCCUCUGUUGCCGCAGCCACGCCUCGAGCGCCGUCGCCUUCCAGCCGACCCACCACCACUGCCAGCCACUGUGCGGCGACCGCUGCUCGCCUCCCAGCCGCCGCUCCCCCUGGCUCGGGCGAGAACGACCGCCGCCACUCCCCCUUGCUCUGUCCCCUUGUGACCGAGAAACAGGGCAAUCCUCUUGCUGCUGCGAACGCCGGUUGCCACCACCGUCGCCACUGCUGCCCAGCCAGCGACGACGCCGCUCGCCGCCCAGCCUGCCACUACUGCUGCUGCCAGCCACCGCAGCCUUCACCUCAACCCCCUCAUCUGCACCGUUGCUGCAGCCCCCUUGCAUCUUUGCCGCAGCCGCCGGUUGCCACCACUACAGCCUCAACCCCGGCCGCUUCAACGUCACCUCCCUCUUGUUCUACCUCCGCUGCUGCAGUUGUUGGUUGGCAUCACCGCAGCCUCAACCCGGCUGCUCGGCGAUUGCUUCCUUGGGUCACAGCAGUCACAACCGUCGCCUUUCAGCCUCGGCGCUCUCAUCUCACACAGUGACAAAAACACAGGGCAGCAACUCUUCCUCCAUUGCAGCCACCGCAACGGCGAGUCCUUGCCGGCGCUGCCCCCAACCACAUCACCAUCGCUGCCUCCCAGCUCUCAGCAGCAGCGAUCCCUCCACGCAGCGACUGCAACAAGCAUCGUUGCCUCUCACCAGCGCCUCCUUCCGCAGUGUGAUAGAAACAGAGCAACGCUGCCUUUCAUCCGCACUGUCGCAGCCAUCGCAGCGGUGAGCCCUUGGCGGUGCUGCCCUAGCCGCACCACCAUCGCUGCCUCCAAGCCCUUAGCAAUAGCGAUCCCUCUACGCAGCGACCGCAACAAGCAUCGUUGCUUCCCACGCGGCGACCGCAGCUACAUCCCUGCAUCAUCGCAGCAACCCUUCAUUCUCAUAGUGUUGCCAUCGACUGCAUCACAACAGCAGCACCGAAUAGGACAGUGAUUGAUGCCCUUGACCAACACCAAAAAUAGGAGUUGAGAUUACAGAUUUGCAGUCUUACGAAAUGGCCACCGAUAACUCAGUGAAAGCACAAAUGGAAGCAUUGGAAAUUAGAAUUGAGAACCGGUUACAAGAAGUACUUAAUGAUUUCAAAAAGGACUUACUGGGGAGCCUUAGUAAAUUUCAACAAGGUGGGAGCUCAAGUUCUACAUUGCACAGAUCUGGAAAUACUAGAAAAGGGCCCCAAGAUUGUGACACAAUCUACUCAUACAUGAAGGUGGAUGGACAGCUCUAAAAAAUUUGUCAGACUUCUACAAUGUUGGAGUAUUAGAGUAGGUUUGAAAGAUUAUCAAAUCAAGCUAGAGAUUGGUCGAAACGACAACUUCUGGAUACAUUUAUUGAAGGUCUUAUUCCAGAGAUCCGGUGUGAAGUUAAAAGCUCGUCAACCUCGCACUAUGAUAGCUGCGAUCUCAUUCGCACAUCUACAUGAGAAAAAAAUCAACAGGGAAAAUCAUGGAAACAGAAGUGACAAUAACCAGAUGGUCAGUAAGCCACCAGCCCUAUCUAUUCCCAACCAAAGCCUUGACACCCGAAGACUAACCCAAGAAGAACUUAAGGAAAGAUCAACAAAGGGUUUAUACUAUGAUGAAAAGUGGAGUAUGGAGCACCGAUGUAAACAAGGGCAACUUCUGAUGAUUGAGCCAAUUAGAGAGGAACCAAAAGUAAAAGAGUUGGACUCCGAUCAUAAAGGUAUGAAAACUGAUGAAGAUAUUGAAGCCAUCACACAUACAAUGCAUGCAUUGGCUGGCUACACUAACCCACAAACUAUGAAAAUCGGAGGAACUUUGAAGCAUCAACCUGUCACUAUUUUGAUUGAUACAGAUAGCACUAAUAAUUUUAUGGACAGGAAAGUUGCAGCCCAAUUAGCCCACCACAUUGAAGGAUGUGAUAUAUUUGAAGCUGAUGGACGGAUUUUAACUUAUGAUAGCAAAGGCUAGGAAUUUCUUACAACGAUUACUACACUGAAAGAUCGACCUAUUGCUUACACUGUCAAAAAGUGGAGACCAUACUUGAUCAACGGGUUGUGAUGCGUUGCAGAUAGCCUAUGACUGAAGUGCUAAAAGACAAGCUCCCCGAGAUUGAUGCUGCUCAGCCUUGAGGACAAGGCUGAAAUGUACAAGGGCCUUGAAGCAGCAUUAGGUACACCUUUCAGUUCAGAUCCUUUAUCACCACCUCCAAAUCCUAUAGUUCUUGUUAUUAGUGGACCAAGUGGCGUUGGCAAGGAUGCAGUUAUCAAGAGGCUGCUAGAAGUUCGAGAAGGGAUUCAUUUUGUCGUGACAGCGACCAGCAGACCACAACGACCUGGUGAAAUCGAUGGAAAGGACUAUUAUUUUGUUACCAAAGAGGAGUUUCUUAAGAUGGUUGAAAGGAGUGAGCUUUUGGAAUAUGCUCUUGUUUAUGGUGACUAUAAAGGUGGUUGCAGGUGGAUGAAAAAUCUUCUGUUUGUGAGGAAUCGGCUGAUGGUAGGGAUUCACAUGAUUCGUGACUACAUGGCUAAAGAUUUUGACAUUGUGUUGAGAGUGGAUAUACAAGGUGCAGCCACGUUGAGGUCAAUACUGGGUGAUUCAGCAGUCUUUAUCUUUCUGGUUGCAGAGAGUGAAGCAGCACUUGUGAAGAGGCUUGUAGCUCGUAACACAGAAACACCUGAAAUGCUUCUUGUAAGAAUUGCCACAGCUAAGGAGGAGUUCAAGCACAUGAGAAAAUUUGACUAUGUAGUUGUUAAUGCGGAGGGGAAACUUGACAAUGCAGUUAAACUUGUGGAAUCCAUCAUUGAUGCAGAGAAGGCUAGAGUCUGGCAGCGCAAAGUUCAAAUCUAAUUCAAUCAUUCAAGUGAUCUUGAAUUCUCAUUGUGUAAACAUUUAAUCAGUGCAUAUUCACUGAUUCAAGAAGGAGAGGAUGCUGUUGCUGGAAAUUCAGAAAAUAUCUCUUCUAAGAGGUACACUUAUGACAUUACAUCUGUUCACAUGUAAACUUCAUUUCUUUGAAUUUAGCUUAUUUUCAGUUUGAAUUGGCUUGAUUGUGUAGUGGAUAUUGAUCCUUAUUUUCACUCUAUAAUCACCUUGUAUCUUCAUUCAUGGAGGACCAUACUAAUCUUAUGAUCACCAAUAAAGUAUAUUUGGGUGUA